AACAAAUAGAGAGAUAUAUCACAGUCAUAGAGUAGUGAUAGUGUAUGACACAGAUUAAUAGAUACAUUAAUGAUCUGUGGUCAUAGAUUAUCUAAAACAAAACAAAUUAUGGAUUUUAUUUUUGCUUGAAAGUUGACGAAGUCUAAAAUUUCAAUGGGUAAUCCUAUUAUUAUCUGACACGAUCUAAUUCACAUCUAUUUAGCGAAUAAAUCUAGUGAUUCAGUUUCAAUAUGGAUUUUAAGUACAACUUAUAAUUAAGAUGAUUACCUCAAAUAUGGACUACGAUUAUCUUAUUAAACUUCUAUGUGUUGGCGAUUCUGGUGUUGGUAAAACGAGCUUUUUAUACAAGUAUACUGAUGGCGUUUUUCACACACAAUUCAUAUCAACUGUUGGAAUUGACUUUAGAGAAAAGACUGUGAUUUAUCAACAGAAUACAAGGCAACAUCGUAUACAUUUGCAGUUAUGGGACACAGCCGGCCAAGAGAGAUUCAGGAGUUUAACAACAGCAUUUUACAGAGAUGCAAUGGGCUUCUUACUACUUUUUGAUUUGACAAAUGAGGCAUCAUUCUUAGAGGUUCGCAACUGGAUUGAACAAUUAAAGACUCACAGCCUCAGUGACGACCCUGACAUAGUUCUGUGUGGUCAUAAAUGUGAUCUGCAGGAGAAACGGCUGGUGAACCAAAACCGUGCCAGAGAAUUUGCAAAGAACUACAAUUUACCGUACUUGGAAACAAGUGCCAAAACUGGACUAAACAUUGACCGUGCUAUCGAAAUAUUGCUCGACAAGAUCAUGUUAAGAAUGGAAACAUCUGUUGAAUAUGCAAUGCUGUGUGCAUCAGGCCGAAGGCGUCAGUCCUUACAAAGGCUGCAAGCGAAGCAGGAUAGAAAGCUGUGCUCCUGUUAAAACAUUCCAAACUGAGAUUUUUAUACAUUCCUCAGUAAAAAGUAGGUGCCCUGGAGUAUUUUUAAGGUAAUUUUUGUUAAAUUUAAUGUAUUAUUAUUAGGUCAGACUAAAUUUACAGAUCUAUGUAAACUUUUACAGAGAUUAUAAUGUCUGUAUAUCUGUUAAUUUAGUCACAAUGUUUAAUUUAUUUAUAUUUAUUGUAAAAAGCGAUCAUUUAUAAGGCCUUCAUAAUUGAUAUAAUAAUGUAAAAAUUGUUAAAAAUUAAAAGGUUUUCUCUAAAACACAAAAUAAUUAUAAAGUUAUAAUAUUCGGUGUCUAUGCAAAUUUUUGGACCAAACUAUUAAAUGGAUACCUUAAAAAUGUUUUUGGGCGCCUAGAAAAUUUUUCUGCCUAACUAAAUAACUAAAGUUUCAAUGAUAAACUUAAAAUUUAAAACUAAAAUUUUUAUUCUUAUUUUUACUAUUAAGGAAAAUAAUGCCAAAAGAGCUGUUUUGAGACUGAUUUUGAUUUUUAAUAGUCAUACGAAAUUUUCAGCACAAUUCAAUGGUGCUAAUAUGGCUUUACAGUAAUCUAUGAACUAAAAUAAACAGAUGUAAAAAUAAAAUGUGUGAAAACUCAAAAAAAAAUUGUUACGAAAUUUGUUGAAAAAUGUAAGAUAUAAAAUAAAUGUCAGUAAAAUAUAUUAAUGCAAAACCCAAAAAAUAAAUAAAGCCCAAACAUUCCUAGUAAUAAUAAUAAUUAAUAUUACAAAUGUAUAUUAAAUAUUAUUUAGAUGAGACCUUUUUAAUCUGUCAACUUGGCUUGGCAAAUUCGUUCGUAACACUCUUGAUAGUCCGCGCGGGAGAGGGGUUGCGAUGCCCCGCGCGCACGACUUUAUAUCCGCGCAGUCCUUCCUUCUGCCCCGCGCGUACGGCUUCACACCCGCGCAGUCCUUCCCCCCCGUCGCCCGCAUAUCAUGGGAGUGUCACCAACGAACUUGCCAAGCUAUUGUCUAGUUUAGAGAAUAAUGUAAAGUCCAUAUAGCAUUGUUACAAAUUAAUAUCUGCUCUUUUAUAUGAUAAACUGAAUUGAGAUUUUACGACGACUUUAAUAGUAAUAAAUAUUUCGUAAAACACUUAAAAUCCUGAACUUGCUAUGUAAAUUAAUGCAACUAAUUUCACUGCCUGAUAUAUUUUAUUUAUUAAAAAAAAUUACAACUGAUACAAUAAAACUAUUCAAUGUUUUGUAUGUUGUGAGCUUUAGUGGUGAUCACAAAUUGUUUUAAAAUUAAAUAUGUCUAUGUCAUAUUUGUCAAUGUCGAUCUGUUUUAUGAUUUUAUCAAAUAAUAUUGUAAUUUAUUUGCAAGUUAUUCAACUUAUGACGACUUUUUUAUUUGUGUAUAUUUGUUAUAAUAUUUGUAGUUCUAAUUUUGUUACCAUUAUGUCUAAGAUGUGUAUCACGACUAACAAAAACAAAUGGGCCGGUCAAUGGGGAUGGAAUGGGGAUGAUGACUAGGUUUAAAUAUAUUUAUUUUUAUGAUACAUUCGGGUAAAUAAGAUCAAUGUUAACUAAUUUAUACAGAAAAAGCAAAGAUUGUCUAGAUAUUUGUAAAAUAAAUAAGAUUAUGAAAUUUCAAAAUCUAUUAAAAAUCUUUUAUCGUAAUUAGAUGAAAAUUCAUACAGUUUUAGCUUCCUUACAUUAUAUGUGACGUUUUUCAGGGAUUCGUGGCAGAGCCGCAAACAUGACACUCUAAAUACCUGUAUCUCCGAAAGUAAUGAUCGCAUAUACCCUGUUACUUUUACAAAAUUACUUUACUAUUAGCAUACUCCUAUAUUCUUUUAUCUACAAUUUAAAAAAACUGUCAUCAUCUCUGUAUUAUGUCUACCCCGCCUUAAGAUAUGUUGUGGUGUCUACAGCACUUAUGUCUGAUUUUUUUUGUUAUUUUAUAAUAUUGUACAAUUAUUUUCAGUGUUAAGGGUAAUUAGUUGAUUUUUACACCUCAACAUAUGUGUCAUACAAAAUGUAAUGUAAAACAGUAUUAUCUUACACACGUGUAUAGAAAAUAAACUAUAUUUUACAUCAUUUUAAAAUGUAAAAUAUAAUUUAAAAAUAUUGUCAGCAUAAUUAUAUGUGUAAGAUUAGAGACAAAGUGAGAAUUACUGAAUUGAAAAGUGCUUGAAAAUGAAUGUUUCUUGUGCCAGGAAAAAAUUAUUUAGACGUAUUACAUUUCAAAAUAAUUAAUAUUAUUCUGAGUGGAAUUUUGCAAAAUUCAGUGAUGGCACAGGUUUUGUUACCAGAGUAAGCACGAAGUAGAUCGUAAUAGAGAUCAGAAAGCAAUAGAGUGAUUUAGAAAUAGAUUCGUUUUUGGGGGAAGAUCCUCAUAUUUAGCCGACGAACUUUCAGCUUUAUUAAGUAGAUUUUUUUAAUAAUAAUUGUGUCAAUAGUCAGGGAUCCCUAGAACAUUGUGUACCUACACCUGAUUACUAAUAAGCUGAUUUUUCGUGAGUAGCUUCUAGUAAAUUCUUGAUUUUGGUAGCUAACUGAGCUACCAAGAAAUGAAAAUUUCAGAGCGUCGAAACGAGAUAAUGUACCACAAAAUUUGUAGGACAUUGUGGCUGAGUUAAGUAAAAAAAAUCUGUUAAAUAACAACUUUUGUUACUCUACCCUCCUUAUUCUCCUCAAGGUUAUUAAAAGUUGUUACUAACCAGCUGUUUUUUUUACUGUUGCUUAAUGAAUAGUUAUACAUUUUAACAGCCACAUUGUUCUACAAAUUGCUUGGUACAUUAUUUCGUUCCGACGCUCUGAAAUUUUCAUUUCCUGGUUACCCAGUUAAUCCAACAGAAUCAAGAAUUUUCGUAAAUAAAAAAGUAGAUCGUCUCAUCGAGAUGAAGCUACUCACGAAAAAUUAGCUUGUUAGUACCUAAUCAGAUGUACAAAAUGUUCUAGGGAUCCCUGACUAUAACUUAUUGUUGUGUAUUUGCUUAUGUUUAUAGUGUUCCUUAAAAGUGCAGGGUAAAAUUAUUCUAGUCAUUUUUUUUUUGUAUAAUCUAUGAUUGUUUAGCUAUUGUUGUUUUGCUUGCCUUGCCGUGCAUUCGAGUGUUUGAUUUGCACAAAUUUGUUUGCCAUUUUGGAUGCAUUUAAACUUAAUAUUAAGCUGUUAGCUGGUUUAUAUCAUAGCUUAGUUUAAAUAUGCACUUGGUUUCAUAGAUUAGGGUCGCUGAGUAUCUGGCUAUAUGGAGCCAAAGCUGUUUUGUGCUAUCACAAUGUUGUCGAUGUUUGUCCAUUUACAUUGAUGUUUUUUAGGGAUUCAUUGUGUUGGUGUUUUUGCCAGAUAUGUGCUGACCCUUAGGCGCGAUUUAUACAGAAAUGAUGUUGCGUAAAGAUUUGGUAGAUAGACUUAUCGUUGAUUGCGUAUACUAAUAUACAAGCCGAAGUCCCGCGGUUUCACCCGCGUAGUUCGCGUUCCAUGGCGAAUACGGCGGUAAAUUAGCCUGUGCCACUCAGAAAUAACGUGGCUGUCUAGUGUUAGGUAAAAGAAUUUUCAAAAUCGGUUCAGUCAUCAUCAUCAUUAUCAGCCAAUGGACGUCCACUGCAGGACAUAGGCCUCCAAGUACGAUGGUUUCGAGCCGCCAGCAUCCAGCGGCUUCCUGAAACCCACUUGAUAUCCUUGUUCCAUCUAGUGGGGUUAAUUUUCCCCAGAACGCUACAAACUUUACCUCUUUAUAAUAUUAGUGUAGAUAUUUAAGAAUUGUGGCAAAUGUAUGACUGAACAUAAUAAUAUCUAAUAAUAAUUAACUAAAAGCACGUUAAACUUAAUCAAGCAAACCCCUAUUACCUACUUUGGACUUGGUACAUCCCAAGUGAAGGCGUAUUUGUGCCACACGAAGAUAUUUGAAAUGUUCGUACGUUAGCCCUAAACUACAAAUUACAUAUUGGAUAGAAGCAGGCGUUACUUUGCGGAAGUUCAUCAUGAUUAUAUAAUGAUUUAUUUAUUUUGCUAUCAUCCGAUUUUAUCCGAGAGUAUUUUGUCGGACCUGGGUGACGUUGUCGCAUGGGUUCGCCGAAUUUUCGCGGAUGAUAGCAAAAUAAAUAAAUCAUUAUAUAAUUACAAAUUACAAUCUCACCUGGUGGUAAAUGAUGCAAUCUAAGAUGGAAACACGUCCGCAACUUGCUAGGAGGAGGAUGAAAAUCCACACCCUUUUCUGUUUCUAAACAUCGUACCGGAACGCUAAAUUGCUAGUUAUUGGCGUGCUAUCGAAUUUGACAAUGCGACUUCUAUCUAAAUAUGUAAAACUCAAAGGUGACUGACUGACAUAGUGCUCUAUCAACUCUAUAAGAUCUAUCACAGCUCAAACCACUAGACGACAGACGUAUCGGGCUGAAAUUUGGCAUGCAGGUAGAUGUUAUGACAUCCACUAAAAAAGGAUUUUGACCAAUUCUACCCCAAAGUGGAUAAAAAAGGGGUUGAAAGUUUUUAUGAAACUUUGUCAAUUUUGUGGCGAUUUGGCUGAAAUUUGGAAUUAAAAUAGAUUUUACUCUGGAUUGACACAUAGGAUACCUUUCAUCCUGAAAUCCAUGGUGCCCGCGGGAUUUGUAAAAAACUUAAAUCCACGGGGACAAAGUCGCGAUCGUCCGCUAGUUUCUGUAUAAAUCGCGUCUAAAUCGAUAGAUAUGUACAGUGAGCAUCAAAUAAAAGAUACAAAUAUCAAAAUGUAAUUUAGUUUGUUGCCAUAUCGUGCUACAGUAGAUUGCAUCCAGCUCGCCUAGAAUGCGUCAACGAUAUAAUAUCCAUGGAAAUGCUGUCGUCAACGAAAGAAAGAUAUCACUUAAGGAUUUCGUCGACAUUGGUCGAAGAUUUCUCUCUUUUUGUAAUGUCUUUGACGCAUUGGUGAUGAAAAUAAAAUGUCUAUACGGAAGGCUAUAUUAUUUAGUUUAAAUUUUUUUAGUUUAGAAUUAUUAAAGCACUGUUAAAAUUAUUGUAAAAUAAAUCUAUGUUAUAAAUCCACAUUAUCUGAGGCUCACUGUAGGUACAGACGUAAAAUAAUAAUUGAACAACAUUCGCCAUAUCAUAAAUUAUCAUCAAUCGAUUUUCUAGAUCUUAUAUAUAUUGAACCAAAAUUAAUAUUAUAAUAGUCUUACUAUACGAUAGUGAAAUAUGUAUUUGAAGAUUUAUUAUAGACUUAAAAGUAUUACCAAUUUAUAAAAAUUAUACACGUUACUUAGUAAUAUUACGUCGGGUGGCUUUUGUAAAACUUUACUUAUUACUGUUGUAUUAUAUUUCUUUAUUAUCUUUAAAAAAUAUCUACUGGCUUUGUGCAUAUAAAUCUAUCCCAUUUUAUUACCUAUAUACAUAUUUUUAUUAUUAUAUUUACAAUUAAAGUCUACACUCUGAUAAACAUUUUUUUGCAUUAACUACUGACACUGAAAAUAAAAAUAUGUAAGUAUGAUACAUCGAUCUCCUAUUAAAAAGUGGAUGCACAAUAAGCGAUCAAAAAACAUCCCCACUCAAUGAGUGCCAAACACAACUUCUUGGCACUCAAUUCAAGUAGUCGCUUUUGCAAAUUCAACCUUGAACUCAAUCCUUAAGGUUGAAUUUGUCUUAAUUUGAGAAAAAAAUGCGUCUACAAUAUUGGAUAUAACUCAAAAACGUUAAAUUAUAAUUUUCUAAAUAUCUGCUUUUAGUAAAAUGGUAUAGGUUUUUAUUAAGAACCAUUGUAAUGGUGUUAUAUCUUCAAUGACCAAGCCGUUAGCUUUUAUGUCAAUUUGUGUACGAUUCAAUUUGUUAUACGAUUAAUGUUUGAAAUGUAUUCCAAUUAAACCAUUUAAAGAACA
Messenger RNA from Bicyclus anynana (squinting bush brown), 6715 nucleotides. RefSeq names its product ras-related protein Rab-27A (gene Rab27). Gene Ontology annotation, molecular function: GTPase activity; GTP binding. Gene Ontology annotation, cellular component: melanosome; secretory granule. The record is from RefSeq and is a predicted model, not a curated record. Gene Ontology annotation, biological process: melanosome transport; positive regulation of exocytosis. NCBI's taxonomy places the organism in Eukaryota, Metazoa, Arthropoda, Insecta, Lepidoptera, Nymphalidae. The transcript is spliced from 6 exons. Bases 260 to 904 code for a protein of 214 amino acids.